Messenger RNA from Musa acuminata AAA Group (dessert banana), 562 nucleotides. RefSeq names its product photosystem II 5 kDa protein, chloroplastic-like. The transcript has a single exon. The coding region runs from base 52 to 387 and encodes 111 amino acids. The record is from RefSeq and is a predicted model, not a curated record. NCBI's taxonomy places the organism in Eukaryota, Viridiplantae, Streptophyta, Magnoliopsida, Zingiberales, Musaceae.
CUACCGACCCACUCAGCUUGCCAGAAGAGCAGCAUUGCGGGCGACGCGGCCAUGGCAUCACUCACCAUGAUGGCUUCCUUCCUCGGCGGCACCAUCAGCAUUCCUGGCCGCCCCUCUAUCAGACGUCGCACCGGGCAGGGCCUUGCCGUGGCCCAGGCGGCCGCCAAAAAUCGAGACGUGGCCCAGCCCAACCCCGAAGCUCGCGGCGACGGCGAGCGCGAGGGUCGGCGCGCCGUGAUGCUCGCGGCUGCCGCGGCCGCGGCGUGCGCCAUCGGCCAGGGGAUCGCGAACGCCGAGGAGGAGCCCAAGCCGGGGACGCCGGAGGCGAAGAAGAAGUACGCGCCGAUCUGCGUGACCAUGCCGACGGCGAAGAUCUGCCGCAAGUGAGGCUCCUCCAUCCGUUUCCCCCUGCCCCGGGAGGUCACUCCCAAACUAGCUGAGUCGGGCCUUGCGCUAUCAUGUAGUCGUCCUCCGCUUGGUUUAGUUUGGCGUGUGCCAAUCUGUAACUAUGCGUGACUCUAUAUCCAUGUUAGCUUUGGCAAGACGCCCUUCGUCAUCGUCA